This is a messenger RNA of Amoebophrya sp. A25, 624 nucleotides long. The record is from the annotation of a GenBank genome assembly. Lineage: Eukaryota; Dinophyceae; Syndiniales; Amoebophryaceae.
GGGGCAUCUUCACGCAACAGAAUAUGCCGAUGCCUGACGAGAAUUUUGCGACUGCGCGGCAAGUGCCUGCAGUGCCUGAUGAGUACGACGAAUCUGCCGCUUUGCGGUAUCUGCAAGAUGAAUUAUCUGGUGAUGGUGUGAAGCACCAAGAAGUGCAAGGACAUCCGAACACAAGCGCAGGCGCUUGUGUGGCCGCAACUCUACGGGAGGAGCGGAACUUGACUAGUACUGCAGCAAGGGUCAGCUCGGCGUCAGCGACGAGUUUAGGACGACCAGGCGACGCAAGAACUGACGUAUUUCCUCCGGAUGCAGUUGAACAGUCCAGCUUUGGGAUUAGGCGGCACCAGCUGAAUAAAGACAGCUCUAGUUCGUUCUCAGCAGAAGAGCUGCCACUGCGGCCGCCCAAGUAUGAACCUCAGUGGUACUUGCAAGCGUCUUCCCCCGGCCAAGCGAUGACUCAAGAACCUGGACAACACUUUGCAGACGCGAGUGACCAGACCAGCAUCUGCGCUCCUAUGCAGCAGCAAGUUCCGUUACAACCGAACGGGACGAUACUGCCAUCGGCCGAAGAUGUGCGGGAGAUUAAGACAUUUGAGCAACGGGCCCACGAGUUGGCAGCAAGUG